Molecule: messenger RNA, 837 nt
Organism: Sorghum bicolor (sorghum)
Lineage: Eukaryota; Viridiplantae; Streptophyta; Magnoliopsida; Poales; Poaceae
Product: transcriptional regulatory protein AlgP-like
Exons: 2
Coding region: 1-837 (278 amino acids)
Source: RefSeq, a predicted model, not a curated record
AUGGGCUACGGUGCCGAUGUGUAUGAGUGGGGCCAGGCCUCGCGUCAAUCACACAUCACACAAAUUCACCACGCCUGCGGCUCCGUCGCCCGCCACGAGCGCGACCGCAGCUCACCCGGCCGCCGCUACACACCCCGGUGCUGCGUCGCCCGCCGCGCCCGCCGGAGCUGCGCCAGUCCGCUCGCCCGCUCGUCCUCACAGCACGCUGCCCGACCAUCGCCCGCCACCCACCGCCUGGCGCGCCUCCCGCCGCGAGCGUGGCCGCAGCUCACCCGGCCGCCGCUGCUCGGCCACCGCCCGCCGCCCGGCGCAACGCCGGCCACAAGCGCGACGCCCGACACGUGUGCGGCUCCGUCGCCCGCCGUGAGUGCGGCCGCAGCUCACCCGGCCGUCACUGCCCGCCCCGGUGCUGCGCCACCCGCCGCGCUCGCCGGAGCUGCGCCAGUCCGCUCGCCCGCCCGUCCUCGCAGCGCGAUGCCCGACCAUCGCCCGCCACCGCCCGCCGCUCGGCGCGCCGCCGGCCACGCGUGCACCUACCGACGCGCGUGCGGCUCCGUCACCCGCCGCGAGCGCGGCCGCAGCUCACCCGGGCGCCGCUGCCCGCCCCAGUGCUGCGCCGCCCGCCGCGUCCACCAGAGCUACGCCAGUCCGCUCGCCCGCCCGUCUUCGCAGCGCGCUGCUCAACCAUCGCCCCCACCCACCGCGAGCGCGGCCGCAGCUCACCCUGCCGCCGCUGCUCGGUCACCGCCCGGCGCGCCGCCGGCCACAAGCGCAACGCCCGACGCCGGUGCUAGAGCCGCGAGACCGUCGUCGUGCUCUGUCCGUCCGUCGCCGUAA